Rhinocladiella mackenziei CBS 650.93 is the source of this 774-nucleotide messenger RNA. RefSeq lists its product as uncharacterized. Bases 1 to 774 code for a protein of 257 amino acids. Lineage: Eukaryota; Fungi; Ascomycota; Eurotiomycetes; Chaetothyriales; Herpotrichiellaceae. The transcript has 2 exons. The record is from RefSeq and is a predicted model, not a curated record.
AUGGCGCCAAACCCCUUCAAAUUCUUUCUUUCUCAAUCCAUCACUGGUUUCGGAAACAACAAGUCACAUGCCCAAGCUGGCUACUCGGACUUGGGAGUUCCACUUUGUCCUCCGACUCCUUACUUCGGACCAUCGCCCACCGCGCAACAAUGCGAUCCCAAAGCCAGCCCUAAGCACGAAGUUCUCCUCGAACGAUUCGGCAAGAUCAGACGCUGGACCAAGAUCGCCUCCGCUCUUUCGCACUUUAUAUCGGGACUUUUGUCUAUUUUCAUGGAGUCUGCUAUGUUCUAUGUCACCUACAGAUUCUACAAGACGAAGGACAUCACGACCGAAGAUCGUCCUUGGGGUCCCUGGCCUCAAGAGACAAAGCUAUGGCCGACAUUUAUGCUCGCUGCGGCCUCGGUUGUGACUUCUCUCUUAGCAUUGGCGUUCUUGAUAGCGCUAUGCUGUCGAUCGAAGCGCAAGGCCGCGGCCUUCAGUCUUCUUUACGUCCUGGUACAUAUUGUCGGUUGGGUUGUCAUUUCGGCAUUGUAUAGGAUUGGAAAAAGCGACAAUGAUCUUUGGGGCUGGAGCUGCACCGACCAGGCCAAGGAAAUUCAAAAUCAAUUAGGCAGUGAUGUGUUGAAUUUCGAGAGCUUGUGCAAGCUGCAGGGCUCAUCAUGGGAAGUCUCGAUUGCUGAGGUCGGUUUCAAGAUCCUUACUUCCGGAAUAUCGUUCUAUUUCAAUCACAAGCAGAAAGGGUUGAAAUCGAAGAUGGUGGAGAAUAUGGGAUAA